AUGGACACUAGAUUUGGUAUAUUUCAACAACAAAAAGAUACCAAUGUGUUUCUGUCGCAGUCUGCGAGCAAUGACUAUAUGCAUAGUAAAGGUAAAAAUUCCACUUUACCUUACUACUUUUUAUUGUUCACGAAUCCUUACGAGAUUCACUUUCGCCCCUUUAUCGCCACUGACUGGCUUAUGUUAGAAAAUUAUCAAAUUCCAUCCCCGCCACAGUUUCUUAAUAUCCCUUCACAGGCGCUUACUUCAACACUUCAUCCGCUAGAUAGAUUUCAAUUGGCACUCAAGUUAAUCAACGUUUACAAGGAUACUUUAACUGGCAUCCUCGGAUCUGCUACAAUAACAUCUUCCAAAUCUGCAAAGAGAAUUGCAAUGCUUUCAUCACUAGUCAAAGUACUCACAUAUAAAAUUGAACAGUCGCUCAAUCAGAUCACAUAUGAGAGGCUGAACGCCAAUUUUUGCACAACUUCUCCUUUGUAUGAUUACUACAGAAACCAUUUCGACGUUUACAUGGACUUAUGGAUAAAACACGUCAAAUCCAUGCCACAUACCAUGUAUUGUUGGAAAAAUGCUUCAUCACUUCUAACAGAGUAUGAUAUGUUAUCCGAAGAUACCAUGAAACUGUUGCCACUUUCCCGACACGUUGUAAAAAUGGCACUAGACAAAUUGGAUUUUGAAAACAUAGACUUUAGUACUUCUCUAAAAACUAGCACAGAAGAUGAUGGAAUGAGCGCCAGUUUCACCGACAUUCGAAAAUGCACCAGUUUUUGUGCUAAUAAUUUGGCAGACAUCCUCCAGGAAUUUGCCACCGAAGAGAACGUAAAUGCUUUGUUUGAGCACCGAAGGAAACACAGGGACGAGAGGAGAUUACAUUUGGAAUCUCUCCAAUCAAUGGUGAACAUUGCAGUGUCGAAAUAUCAUCAGGCAUUUACAUUGCUGGAUCAGAAGAAACGCGAACUUAACAAAAUAUCAUCAGAGUGUCUAGACGCUUUGUUUCCAACUAGUGACCCUAAGGACAUUGCUAAAGAGAUCAUUGAGAAUUUUGAAAAAUUAAAAUUUCGAUAA
Babesia microti strain RI is the source of this 1065-nucleotide messenger RNA. RefSeq lists its product as hypothetical. The transcript is spliced from 7 exons. Bases 1 to 1065 code for a protein of 354 amino acids. Lineage: Eukaryota; Apicomplexa; Aconoidasida; Piroplasmida; Babesiidae. The record is from RefSeq and is a predicted model, not a curated record.